Molecule: messenger RNA, 341 nt
Organism: Paramuricea clavata
Lineage: Eukaryota; Metazoa; Cnidaria; Anthozoa; Malacalcyonacea; Plexauridae
Source: the annotation of a GenBank genome assembly
AUGAAGCUAUCACUCUCCAACGCAAGAAAAACAGUCGUAAAAACUAUUAAUACACCGGGCAGGCAAAGGAGUUCGCAAAGCAUCCCGAAUAACGAAAAGGAUUACUUUUUUCGUCAUGGUAAAAUACCAAAAAGCCGUUCAGAAAAAUUAAUGGGCGAAAGUUUUCAAAGAAGAAAACAGGUUAAAGUCUCCCUGGAAUUUUUGAACGAAGCGAAACGAAUACUCGAUAUUGUGAAUGAAAAAUACCAAAGUGGGGACAGAUAUUUAGACGAGGUUUUUGGUGAACAAAUCAGUCAAGCUGAAGCUACUAAAUAUUUAGUAGAUUACUUACAAUCGGAAGG